Anopheles funestus (African malaria mosquito) is the source of this 1208-nucleotide messenger RNA. It is a transcript of the gene mRpS35, whose product is annotated as 28S ribosomal protein S35, mitochondrial. Lineage: Eukaryota; Metazoa; Arthropoda; Insecta; Diptera; Culicidae. The record is from RefSeq and is a predicted model, not a curated record. Bases 133 to 1140 code for a protein of 335 amino acids. The transcript is spliced from 3 exons. Gene Ontology annotation, cellular component: mitochondrial small ribosomal subunit. Gene Ontology annotation, biological process: mitochondrial translation. Gene Ontology annotation, molecular function: structural constituent of ribosome.
GCAGCUCAUGAGGUAAUCGAAAUCAACAACAAAAGUCGCUCGUUCGCUGUCCGGCAACCCGGGGCCGGAUUUAUUACACAAAUUGUGCUGGGCAGGACGUAAAAGUGAUAGAAUUAAUACGCAACUCGUAGAAUGGCUUUGUUUGCACGUUGUGGGCCAUUGCCCAUGUGGAACAGAACGAUACAAGCAGUUGGUUAUCGGCUGCAGUCGACUCGCUUACAAGAGGACGGUACUCGUGCCGGUAUCGAAGAAGAAGAAUUUCGUGUUUUGAACUUAAAGCAAACAAAGUCUCAGCGGUUGGCACGCCGAAAAGCAGCACGUCCGGAUGUUCCACCACCUCGAUCACAGCAGAUGGCAACGGACCAGGAUUGGGGUGCCGUGUGGCCAGGACCACGAUCUUUCAAUCCGUCCGCUGUACCGCUGCCAAUCCGGCAGGGAUACGUCACCAAGCGCAACCAAAUGGCACCGGGCAAGUUUGCCAACGCCGAGUUGAUGAAGAUUCCGAACUUUCUGCAUCUGACACCGCCCGUUAUAAAGCGACAGUGCGAAGCAUUGAAACAGUUCUGUACCGCUUGGCCAAAGGGGCUAGAGACGGAGGACAAAAUGCGGGCAAACUUCCCCCUGACCUGUGUCACGUCGGACUACUGCCACGCUUUGCCAACGAUACGCAAUCCAUUGUCGCGCAUUGUGACGGUGCAGCUGCAACUUGGCUCGCUGCAGUUAGAUCGACACGCGAAGGAUAAGCUGCUGCGGUUGGUAGGCGAACGGUACAAUCCCGAAACCGAUCUGCUUACGAUCGUGACCGAUCGGUGUCCAUUGAAGAAGCAGAACUAUGAUUAUGCGAUCUAUUUGCUGACCGCGCUAUACCACGAAUCGAACACAGUGGAACCGUGGGAAGCGACCAAGAGUGAGGCCGAUAUGGAGUAUUUUGAGUUCGAAACGAGUCGCAGCAAGCGCAAUGCGGAGGCGACACUCAACUGGAACCGGAAGGAAGGUGACAGCGGAUGGUUACAGGUGCCGGACGCGUAUGCGGACGCAGUUUCGAAGUUGUUCAACGAAGGUGAAAAUGAGUAUAAUUUAACCAAAUAUAAAGAACAAACGUUAGCCUUGUUGGGGUUGAGUGAGGAAGCGAGUAAAUAAUGCUUUCGACGAUAGUGUAGUGAGUAGCGGAGAAAACAUGAUAAUAAAAAGAAUUAAUCGUAAUCAAU